Molecule: messenger RNA, 1660 nt
Organism: Stylophora pistillata
Lineage: Eukaryota; Metazoa; Cnidaria; Anthozoa; Scleractinia; Pocilloporidae
Molecular function (GO): protein binding
Source: RefSeq, a predicted model, not a curated record
UGUGUUUAUCAACGUGUGACAAGUCGACAAGUCAUGAAGCAAUUUUUCAAGGUUGACUAUAUGUUCAUUUUGUGCAAGCUCGUCGCCUUUUCCUUUCGCUCUGUUUGGACUUUAAAAGAAAUCUACCGUUAUUUAAUCGACUGUAAGGACUAUUGGAAAGUGGCUUAUAAUUUCCCCUUAAGCUGGACACUUGGCUCUAAUAAUGCUUCAACUGAGUCCUGUUCACACCUUGAACACCUUCUUCCGACUUGGCAUUAAUUGUGUGGUUCAAGCUAUUAACAAAGUUCAUGUGUUUGGAGAGAAAUUCAUCAGUGAGGUAGCCCUUGUGGCAACAACAAAAUGGAAGCUGAUCUUGUUCAUUUUCACAACAAUGUAUGUUUUCUUCAAACUGCUACAAAAGACAUGUGAGGAGAUCAAGACUGCUGAAGAAGCAAUCCUUAUCACAAAAUUAUUUCAAAUGAUCAAGAACACACAUAAGCCUGGAGUUGCUACAGAUGUUAUAUCACUCAUAGAAAAGCACAAGAUUGAUGUGAACAGGAAACACCCUAAAUCAGAAUGUGGCCUAACUUUGUUUCUGUGUGCCUGUUUGAGUGGGGACAGUUGCCUUAUUUUAUACAUGUUGAAUAAAGGAGCCGAUAUAAAUUCAAAUACUUCAUGUAAGGACAGUCCUCUUCAUCUUGCAAGCUUUUGCUGUGGCACACAAAAGGUCACAAAUGGUCUUGGAGUUAUAACCUCCUUGUGUGAAGCAGGGUGUAACAUUAAUUCUCGGAACUGGGUUGGUAAUACUCCUCUGACUAUCGCUGCAUCCUCCGGCAAUUGUAACCUCGUGCGACACCUGAUAUCUUUAGGUGCAGAUAAGAAUCUUUGUAGCAACGACGGAAUCUACCCCAUGGACUUUGCAAUAAAUAAUGGUCAUCUUGAUGCGGCAAAUUUGCUGGCUAUUGCCGUUCCAAAUCCUCAUGUCUGGGACAUCGUCGAACCCCAUACUCCCCCUCGAGUCAAGCUUGGUCUUCAGAGUCCUUGCAAGCAACAUCUGAUGAAUUCUUCGUUUCGAAAGAGUUGCAUGGACUUCACUAGGAAGGGAAAAAAUACUGCACUGAGCAUUAUAAGUUGUUAAAAGUUUAGUGAGAGGUUAACCAACAUUGCUGCAUCGUUCUUACACUAAUCUCAGCGUGGAAACAUAAGCCACAAAGCUUGCAAAAAUAGUCACGUUUUUCGGCAAUUUGUUUCUUUAUCUCAUCUUGAAGAUGGAUUAAUACUUUUUACUGGAAUGUGUUCGAUACUUGAUAGCUCGUAAUGUUUUUAAGUCAUUGUAAUGGUAAUUUUAGCAAAUUUUGCAGUGAAUUUUGUAGUUGGGCGUGUUUUCCUUCCGUUUUGGCACAACCACUUGAAGAGAUUUUCUUCCAAGAUGCUCAACGUCAGUCAGGCGAGGAAAAAACCGUAUUCGCUCUUUCGAAAUACUUUUUACGGCGCAGACUGUCCUUUCCUUUUUUUUGUUUUCUUGUUAGCCCCAAAAAAGGGAUAGGCAUGUGCUCGAAAUCCUAACCGAAUCAAUAUAGGCUCCUCUCUGGUCAACGCCUAGCACUAUGAUGCACGAUCCUCGCAGUAGAGAGCUCCAUUUAUGCAAUAGCGAAAAUCAGACCUGAAAAAAGUCAGGCCU